Aspergillus novofumigatus IBT 16806 is the source of this 789-nucleotide messenger RNA. RefSeq names its product L-threonylcarbamoyladenylate synthase. Lineage: Eukaryota; Fungi; Ascomycota; Eurotiomycetes; Eurotiales; Aspergillaceae. Gene Ontology annotation, biological process: regulation of translational fidelity. Gene Ontology annotation, cellular component: cytoplasm. The transcript has a single exon. The record is from RefSeq and is a predicted model, not a curated record. Gene Ontology annotation, molecular function: double-stranded RNA binding; tRNA binding; nucleotidyltransferase activity. The coding region runs from base 1 to 789 and encodes 262 amino acids.
AUGGCUCCCCGAUUCAUACCCGAACAAGGCACUGCGCCCAACGUCCAUCAUGAUGCUAAACAAGCCUACAACAUUCUAAAAGGCGGCGGAGUCGUCAUAAUCCCAACCGAUGUGGGCUACGCACUCUUGGCCACCACACAGGCCGGAAUCCAGCGGAUUUUCUCGGCCAAAGAUCGUCGGCAGGGCCACAGCAUCGGCAUCAUCGGGACAUACAAACAACAUCGGGACAUCCAUGUGCUCUCCGAGGCCAAGUUUGAGAUGACGCGGGUCCUGACAGAGGACAUGGCGAUGAUUGUCGGGAUCAUUGCUAAAUAUGAUACCGAAAACCUUCACCCACGUUUGGCGGCUCUUGAUCCGGCGACGCUAUCGCAGGUCACGAAGGGCAAUACAGUUAGCAUCGCAGUUCCUGAAGGCCCAUUUUUGCGGGAACUCGGUCGCCUUUGUGACGAGGACCCCCAGGGCAUGUUAACCUUCGGAACUUCUGCCAAUCUGACCGGCCAAGGGCAGCGAUUCCGGAUUGAGGAUAUUGAGCCAAAAGUGAUCAAUGCGGUAGACUUGGUUGUGGAUUACGGUCUGCAGAAAUGGCAAGCGUACAAGCGCGGUGGCGUGAACUUCGAUGCAGAGAAUAUGAAGGUGCUGCGGAAAGGAGCUGGAUACGAAGUGUUUCGCGACAGAAUGCUGAGGUGGUUCCCUCAUUUACUGGAGGAAGCUGGGGUAAGCAUGGAGGAGGAUCCGGAGUACUACACUGACAAGCCGAACAUUGGUAAAUAUCGGUCUCUCGCAGAUUGA